GAAAAAAGUCUAUAAAUUUUCCGAUGAAAUUUCUGCUAACUUUUCUCGUUCGAAAAUGAUCAAAAAAGGCUUGUAUGCGUAGCGCAAGUCGCGAACAUUAAAUUGAUUGUAGAACUAUUACGUUAGAUCCCGUUAUUGUGGGAUAGAAUCAGUUUUAAAAGUGGAAAUUUUCUGCUUGCGGAUCGAGUCGAAAAAAGAGCCACAGCAGUGAGCCAUCACGGGAACACUCUGGAAGACGUUUCGAGCAAAACGAGGCAAGUGUUUUACCAUUUCAGUAAAAGUGCGAGUGGAAGCUGCCAGUAGUUAUAUAUUGCAAAGAAGCGAAAUAGUGCCACAUUUUAUGGUUCUGUGAAAUAAACGAAAUUGUAGGCAGCAGCCGCUUUGCUGCUGGAUAACGCCAGUGACAGCAGUGAGUGUGUUCGAACUUCCGGAUAGUGGGGUAGCGUUUGUGAUAGUGAUAAUCGUGCAGAUACUUUGCAACAGAAACAUCCAUUGCCGGGACAGGCCGCAAAAUGUUCCCACGAUACUGCCGAGAGCUUUGAGGACUUGCGGUUUCGCAUUAAUGUGGCUAAUAAUGAUGUGAGGCACACUUACAAACUGAACACACACAGUCCAGGAAGGAAAUCCAAAUAUAUUGCAAGUGAAAGUGAUAACAAAAGUAUCUCCAUAUGCGUAGCAUUGCGAGCUAUUACUGAUAUAAAAUAUUCAGUGAACCGCCUGUUCACUGCGGAUAGGUUAUAUCAAGUUCAACGAAGUGUAAUCUAAUUACCAAAGUAGUUUAGUGCAAACAAAUUAGAGCAACGUAAUCAGUGUGGAGUAGAAAAGUUUCAAUCAAUAGACAACAAAACCAGUUGAACUAGUCUUUGUUUUAUAUGGAUCGCGAACGAGACCGGGAUCGUGAACGCAGUCCGAAGCGAUCGAAACACGGAAAGAAACGAUCCAAGAAGAGCAAAAAAACAAAGAAGCGACGACAUGCUUCCAGCGAGGAAGAAGUAUCCUCGUCGGAUGAUCGGCGAAGCAAAGCGUACCGUCGAGGCAGCGACGGUGGCGGACGUGGCAGCACCGGCAACGGCGGCGGCCAUGGUUCAUCCAAAGCAAUCGUCGAAUAUUCCGAUGUAAGUUCGGAAGAUUUCUCCGCACCGGAAGCAGGCGAGAUUGAAACCGAUGGCAGUGUCUCACCCUUCGCCGGCCCUGUCGGAAAUGAUUCUAGCAGUAAUAUCAGUAGAAUUAUCAGUAAUAGCGAAAAAAGUGCCGCGACAACCGUUAAAUUGUAUAGUAAAAAUUCCGCUCCUAUUCAGCAUGAACGAUCUGGGAGUGUAAGCUCCUCACUUCCCGCUUCAUCUUCGGCAGUAAAUUCACUGACGACCAUCGAACCCGGUAUGGUCGCUAACGCCAUGGUGACUGCAAUUGCAUCGUAUGUCGAUAUAAUAUCGCAAGGUGGCACUCCAGCCGGUUCCGUUACCGUCACGGAGAGUGGGCGAAGGGUUAGUAUCACUGCCACGUCGCCGAAGAGCCAAUCGUCGCAUUCGCAUUCUUUUCGGUCCAAACGUAAAAACUCUAUAUCAUCCGAUACUUCCUCUAUGAAACAGGCUUCGAAGCGGCAUCAUCAUCAUUUAGAACCACCCGCCUCACCAACUGAAGAAAUGGAACCCGAACCUGGCGGUGAGCUGGAGGAAGAGAUAGUAGAAGAAGAGGAGGAAUACGAAUUAGUUGAAGAAGAAGAGGAAGAGGAAGAAGAAGCGGUUGGCCGAAAGCGAAAGAAGAGCAAAAAAGAUAAAAAGCACAAAAAGAAUAAAAAAUCCAAAAAGCGAAAGAAAAAGAGAGCCAAGUCGAUCUCAAGUAUCGAAACCAUAUCGGAAAGUGAGGAUUCCUUACUGGAAUGUAUGGAGUCACUAACACCGCCACUCAAGGAGUCGCCGGACUACGAAAAGACCUACACACCAGUGCGAAAUGACGAGAGCUUAACGCCACUGUCUCCUGGAACUCCCCCAAUGCGUCCCUCGAGCCGAAUGAUCAACAGUCCCUACGGUGAUUCAUCCCGGGGACGAAGUCCGCAUGUGGGCCGAGGGCCUCCGACUCGUAAGCUGUACCAAGCGAUAUCGUCACCACACACGCCUCCAGUCGUGUUUAAGAAGGGAUAUUCCGGCUACCAACAACAGCCGUUGCAGCAUCCACAGCAUGAAAGUCCGAUUCCUAUCAGCGACAGCCCAACGCAUCGCAGCAGCAGUUCACGUUAUCAUCGUAGUCAAUCAAUCAGCAGGCAUGCUUCCAACCGGCGAAGUCCCAGUCCAAAUGGUCGACAUAAACCAUACACGCCUCCGCCAUCGAAGCGAAGAAGGGAUAGGUCACCUCCGGAAAAAGACUACUACCGGAAGGAUAAACGCUACGCUUGGCGAGAGCCGGAUUGGUCUCAGCACGAUCGACGUGGUGACCCACCCAGGAGGUACUCAAUGAUUUUAGAUAUGCAGUCGAAACAGGAUAUAACUCUUGUUUUUUCUCUAUUCCUUAAUUGCAGAAGCACUACUCCAUUCACUUCUUCUUCUCACCGCAAUCGCAGUCGCCGUUCGCCAUCCAAACCACGUUCCCGCAAGACUUACUACAAUAGUCCCUCUCCCGAUCGGAGUCGCAGCCGAGCGCGGUCGAGACAUCAUUCACGAAGUCCCCGACGCUCGCCGCCCACCAGUAGGCGGUAUUCGAGCGACAGUCGGUCACGCUCUCCCCUGUCGGAUUUGUCGGCCGUGAAAAAAUUCGACAUCAAGGAAAAAAUCACCGACACCAGUUUCUUUGCGGAACUGAUAAAGGACAAACACAAGCGACUGAAGACAUUGCAGGAAAUUCUGGAGAAACAAGAAGGUCAAGAAGGAUCGAAUGUGACGGUAGUUAACGAAAAUAGCAUGUCUAAUGAUUGUGUGGUUUUGGCCACUGAUGAAAGUGUUGGUAGCGCCAACGGAAUGAAGGAUGUUAGUGUAACAGACAUUCCGAUGCCGGAACAAUCGGACAGUCUGUCCAAAAUGCCAGAAACAGCAUCCAAAGACACCGUAGACAUAUCGUCCUCGACGGCAAUAGUGGGCAGCACGACUAACGAUGGAGCGAGUAGUGACUCACGAAUACCUGUGAUAUUGAAUAGUAAAAGCAGCGAAUGUCUUAAUCAAAGUGCCAGUCAAUCGACCGAAUCCGCGACAAGUGCCGUCUCCAGCGGGGUGGAGUCAAAGCCAGCAACAGUACUCGUUAAACCAAAAAGUCUUACGAAUCUACCUAUGCCACCGGGCGUGAAUGUGGCUGAGUUAGAAGGUGCUCAAACACCCAGCCCGCCGCGACAAAUCAGUCCAGUGGCUGGUGCUCAGAUGAAGGUGAUGCCAAUUCCCACUCUCACCACGACGGGAGCAAUCACAAUGCCAAACUUCAAUAAUAGUCAUCAUCUCCACCACCAUCCUCACCAUCACCACAGAAGCAGCAGUGGCAGCAGUAGUAAUAAACGAAGCAGUAACGAACACAUGACUUCCUCGUCGUCCUUAAGUGCGUCGACGUCGUCGUCGUCGUUGUCGGCACCGUCAUCUUCCGCCAAGAAAGGGCUGCUCAAUUUGCCUAUGCCACCGAUGGUUCCAGGUUCUGAAGAUCUGAGCGGUGACGAUGACAUCGGAUCGCCUCCGCCGCCUGCUGACACACCGACAAAAAAAUCCAGUAAAUAUGGAAAGCCCAGCAAAAAGCCUCGAGGGCGGCCGAGAAUACUGACCAGGAGGUACUCGCGCAACAUGUCCGGACCGAUGUCCGCCUCCGGUGGCAAAGAUUGGGGAGAGCGGUGCGUCGACGUGUUCGAUAUGAUCGAACAAAUCGGCGAAGGAACCUACGGACAGGUGUACAAAGCCCGGGAUCGUGAGACGAACGAGCUCGUAGCGCUCAAAAAGGUUCGUCUGGAGCACGAAAAGGAAGGUUUCCCUAUAACGGCCGUACGGGAAAUCAAAAUUUUGCGUCAGUUGAAUCACAAAAAUAUUGUGAACCUGCGGGAAAUAGUCACCGACAAGCAGGAUGCGCUUGAGUUCCGCAAGGACAAGGGAUCCUUUUACCUGGUGUUUGAAUAUAUGGAUCACGAUCUGAUGGGUUUACUCGAGUCCGGAAUGGUGGAGUUCAACGAACAGAACAAUGCCAGCAUUAUGCGGCAGUUGCUGGACGGACUAAACUAUUGCCACAAGAAGAACUUUCUGCAUCGGGACAUCAAGUGUUCCAACAUUCUGAUGAACAAUAAGGGUGAAGUAAAGCUGGCUGAUUUUGGUUUAGCACGACUGUACAAUGCUGACAAUCGAGAGCGGCCGUAUACGAAUAAGGUGAUCACGCUAUGGUAUCGGCCGCCAGAACUGCUGCUAGGCGAAGAACGCUAUGGCACUGCCAUUGACGUGUGGAGCUGCGGUUGUAUUCUGGGUGAAUUGUUUCUCAAAAAACCUCUUUUCCAAGCAAACCAAGAACCCGCGCAGCUGGAGAUGAUUUCACGACUAUGCGGGACGCCGACCCCGGCUGUAUGGCCAAACGUUAUCAAACUACCCCUGUUUCAUACGCUGAAGGCCAAGAAACAGUACCGUCGCAAAAUUCGUGAAGAUUUUGUGUUCCUACCUGCGUCCUGUUUAGAUUUGCUGGACAAAAUGCUGGAGUUAGAUCCGGACAAACGGAUAACGGCCGAGGCAGCUCUCAAUUCGGCCUGGCUGAAGAACGUUAUACCCGACCAGCUUCCUCCUCCCAAGCUGCCAACCUGGCAGGACUGCCACGAGUUGUGGAGCAAAAAACGGCGUCGGCAACUUCGUGAACAGCAAGAGUCAGCCGCAAAUCUACCGCCAGGAAAACCAGCCCAGCUAAUGAAGCAAGCCACCACCAGUGCUUCGGGGCCAAUUACUCGCUCAGCUGGUAAUCCUGCAGGAGGAACAGAGAUAGGCUAGGCGCCACCACGACCACAAGGGUAGGGCACUGUAUACGCAUAUAGCCGCUAAAUGACGUUGCGAGUAGGGUUCGAUCAGCAAACGCAAACAUUCUCGCCCGCUGACAAUAAAUUGCCGCUGGCGGAAAGUGAGCGGUGAGCGGCGACGUAAGUCACUACUUAGUGGAAAGCUUGUUUGUUUUCUGCUGGUGUGUCUCGCUUUUCACCCAACACAUCGACGAUUUCAGCUUCUAAGUGGUUUGCUCCGUUCGGAUUGGAGAUUGGAACAAAACUAACAGUAGGCCCCAUUAGAAACAAUGUACGUGUAGGUUAUGCAAGGGAUCAGGACAAAAUGGAAACUGGUUCGGUUCAAUUUGAAUAGUUACAACGUACCAGUUUCGCAAUUCUUGUCAUUUUUUCUUUGAGGGAGGAAGAAACAAUAGACUUAAACAGUGGACAGCUGCUAUUUUCUAUUUUUAUGAAAAAGAGACCCGAAAAUGGAUAAUGGAAAGAAAGAAAUAGUGUAUAGAAAAUAAAGUUAGUAAAAACCUUGUACUAAAUGUAAGUAUAUUGAAAAUACUGAAGCGAUAAACAUAAGCUGUGCAUAAAUACACACACACAUAAACAUGAGAUAGUGAGUAAACGGAUCAUGGAAAACAUCAAGGAAUUAGGUGAGCAACCCUAUCAACUUGUAAAUUUGUUAACGAUUGAUUAGCGUAUAGAAGCAAAGCCUUAUUUCUUAUUUUUUUGUUAUCGGAAGAAUACAGUUUAGACGCUGAACCGAGCUAAGCGCUCCAAGCAUCUAUAUGUUCUCCAUUCAGUUCUUGAACUUUCCUGUGUCACACAGUAUGAUGAAAUCAAAUGAGGUUUGUCACAUUGUACACUCGGCGUGUAUUCACAUUAACGGAUUCACAAACUAAAAGAAAGUACAAACAACCCUCCCGGAAUUCUUGUCACAUUUUUUAUCUCAAAUGCCUUCCUUGAUUUUCUACGGUGCGUAGAUUGAACAACCGCGUCGUCGUCCUAAAACUGUAAAGUGUACACACAAAAAAGAAACACACACACACAUACGAAAGUUUGUAUUUUGAUGCUACGUGCUUGUACUUGCGCAAGUUGAGGACACAAGGAAAGUAACCAGGUGAAAUCAGUGAGUCCGCUUAGGUUACAAACUGAAAACAGGAACGAUUAAAAAAUCAAUUUAUAAAUAAAGAAUCGCCAGAACAUC
Messenger RNA from Sabethes cyaneus, 6128 nucleotides. It is a transcript of the gene Cdk12, whose product is annotated as cyclin-dependent kinase 12. Gene Ontology annotation, cellular component: nucleus; cyclin/CDK positive transcription elongation factor complex. The coding region runs from base 873 to 4925 and encodes 1350 amino acids. Lineage: Eukaryota; Metazoa; Arthropoda; Insecta; Diptera; Culicidae. Gene Ontology annotation, molecular function: ATP binding; RNA polymerase II CTD heptapeptide repeat kinase activity; cyclin binding. Gene Ontology annotation, biological process: positive regulation of transcription elongation by RNA polymerase II; transcription elongation by RNA polymerase II; protein phosphorylation. The record is from RefSeq and is a predicted model, not a curated record. The transcript has 7 exons.